CCGCCAGGUAAUUUUCCGCUAGCCACUUGCGACCACACUGCACGGUGAAAAGGAAAAAAGAUUAUUAAUUUUAAUAAGUUUUUCCCGGAGCGAAUAAUAGCCCGCGAAGAAAGCACGGUAGCACGAGAGCAGAAACCGAACGCAGGCGAAAGUUGAAAAGAGUGACGACGCAAGCAAGCAACGACGAAGCAACAAAAAGAAAAUCGGCGACGUAUACGUUCAACUUCGACAGAAUUAAGUGUUUGCCGAAUCCAACGCCGCCACCGCAAUGUCAUGCCGCGCCCCCUUCGAGCCCGAAGAACAGUAUAGGCAGCUGCGCCGACCCAAUGCUAGCGGCGGAUCUGUGUCCGUGGCCGGUGUCAUGCCGACCGGAGCCGGUUUACCGCUAGAGCAGCAGACCCAUCUCUUCAAUAAUUACGAGGCCGCCGCCGUCGCCGCCCAGGGCUACGCCCAGGCCCAGGACUUUGCCGCUGGCCCGGCUGUAGCCGGCUAUCAGCACCAGGUGCAGACCCAGGGUCAGGUCCAUCCAGAUCAGUUCAAGCUAUCGGCCUCGGCCUCGGAGUUUGUGCCGCAAAGAGCCGGGCCACCGCCGCAGCAGCAGCACCAGCCGCGUCAUCAGCAAUAUCAGGGACAGGGCGGAGGAGCAGCUCCCUAUGCACAGCAGCAACAGCAGCAGCGCUUUAUGAACGGCUUUAAGCAUCAUCAUCAGCAGCAGCACCACCAGCAUCAGCAGCACUACAAUCAUCACCACAAUCAGCAUCAGCAGAAGUUCAACAACGACAUGCAAAAGCUUUCGAUUUCCGUGCAGCACCGCCUGCACCUCAACAACCAGCAGCAGGGCUCGGGCAAUUAUUAUCAGCAGCAGCAGCAGCAGGUACACCAACAGAACACACACCAUCACCACCAACAACACCACCAGCAGCAACAGCCACACAACCAACACGCCAAGUUUCAACGGCAUGCCCACUUGAAUAACUCAUUCCAACAAAUCGCACAGCAAAAUCAUCACCACCACCAGCAGCAGCAGCAGCAGUAUUUCCAGAACCAGAACCAACAGCAGCAGCAGCAACAGCAGCCAUCCACUUCGUCCGCGGCGGCCUCCUCGUCGUCCUCGAACUCAUCGCAGCCAGACAUGGCCACAAUUGCAUUGGAGUAUCUCGAUACAGUCAUACAUUGCCUUAACCAGAAUCCGGGCCAAUUUGAUACCAUUGCUUCACGCUUCCUGACCAUUUUCGACGGCAUGGAGAACAACCAGUUUGUCCUCUCCAUCGCCAUGGAGGACAUCUUCGAGAAGUCCAUUGAGCAGCCCAACUUCCGUUACAUGGGCGCCAAGCUGUACAACCUGCUGCAUAUGCUAAACCCGAAACCGGACUCUUUGUUCCACACGCUGCUGAAGUGCAAGCUGGACUACCACCAGGAGGAGGUGACCAAGUACAUGCGCUCCAACGAACAUCAGAAGGUGCGCGAGACGGCCCUCUUCCUCGCCGAACUGUAUAUGCAGUUGCGCGGGGAGGACGACUCCCGUCUCCAGUUGAUUGCGGUGAACAUUGUCUACUCGCUGAGCAAGCUUCUGCUGAGCGAGAGUAACGACAACGUGCGCUGCCUCUGCCAGACCCUCAAGCUGGCUGGCUACGAUCUAACGGCCGACUGCCCGAAGGACAUGCAGGAGAUAAUCACAGCUUUGCAAGCCAUUGAGCUCAAGUCCCCGGGCAAAUACGCCAUGGCAGCCAGCGUGAUUGCCUUGCAGCAGAACAACUGGGGUAGGAAGGUGUCCAAUGCUUUGGGCGGCGACGAAGAUACCGUGGCGGAGCCGCCUCGCCUCAGUGAUGAGCCAGUGUUCUAUGGGCCCGAUGGCCGUGAACUGACCGUUGAGGAAACCGACUUCCUGGCCGCCGAGGACGAUACCGGCAGCGAUGGCGAGGAUUUCGAUGGCGAUGGCGGCGAACUGGAUUUGGAUGCGGAGAUGGACGAGGAGACAGAGCGCGCCUACAAGGAGUUCUGCAAGCAGGGCAAGCAGAAGACCUAGGCUGUGGACGACGUCGACGACUGUUGUUGUGUAGCGCUAACGGUAAUGGGGGGCGUGGCAGGUGACACAGGAUAGGGUAGGAGUUUCGAUGUGAUGAGAUUAAAUGAGAGAAAUGAAGAAAAGUUUAGGGAAAAGAAGAGACGAGUGUGGUUGGAGUAUUUCCAUACAAAUUCUCGGUUGUAGAAUCGAUGAUUGCAGUUGCUUGGUUCAGAACCAGUUGUGAUUAUCUUUUAAAUUAUUGAUAGCAAAUUGUUUGUGAUAUCUUCGUGUUUCAUGCACCACACACAUCCAUAUACACAUACAGCAUAUAAUAUGACAUGUGUUUUUGACUAUGUUCAGACGCUUUUUUGUGUGAUACGCCCGUUUGUAUCUGUAUAUCUCUAAUAACUAACUUUACUCUCUGCCAAGUUCAUUCAUCAGCUUUGUCUUUAUUAUUUUAUUUAUUUUUUUUUUUGUGUACUUUGCCUAACAUCUUCAUUGAUCAGUUUUUCCAAGCCAAGCGCCAGGAUUUUAACUUUCUCGUUUGUAAAGCAGCAAUUAAAACAGCAAUAAAUAUAAUUGUAGAACCCCACUGCCACGCCAAUCCGAACCGCUUGCCCGCUUACACCCACAGACUGCAGACAAACGGACACGGAGCUGCACUCAAAGACUCGUACUCAUAUGCGCACCCACACACUCAUAGAACGGCAGAUGAAUAAAAAACAAAAACCGCAAAUUC
Molecule: messenger RNA, 2744 nt
Organism: Drosophila serrata
Lineage: Eukaryota; Metazoa; Arthropoda; Insecta; Diptera; Drosophilidae
Gene: Paip1
Product: Poly(A) binding protein interacting protein 1
Biological process (GO): regulation of translational initiation
Molecular function (GO): protein binding; RNA binding; translation activator activity
Source: RefSeq, a predicted model, not a curated record